CCCGCCCGCCUUCCGACGGGGGUGCGGCUCCAGGAAACGGCGCGCUCGCCGCUCAGCGCUCUAGCGACACGACGCGCCCCAGACGACCCCGCCGACGCAGCCAGACCACCUAACGGGCCCCAGCGGCGGCGGCGGCAAGAGCGGCUCCGGGUCCCGCGCCUCGGACCCCUCCCCACGGACGGGGCGGGCGGCGCCGAUAGGAGCCCGGAGGCCAUGGGGACCUGGGCCAGGCCAGCGAUCGCGGGCCAGCGGGAGCCCCGGGUCUGAGGAACGGGCGGCGGAGGCGGCAGGGCCAUGACUUCGGUGUGGAAGCGCUUGCAGCGCGUGGGCAAGCGGGCCGCCAAGUUCCAGUUCGUGGCCUGUUACCACGAGCUGGUGGUGGAGUGCACCAAGAAAUGGCAACCGGAUAAGCUGGUGGUAGUGUGGACCCGGCGGAACCGACGCAUCUGCUCCAAGGCCCACAGCUGGCAGCCGGGCAUCCAGAACCCAUACCGGGGCACCGUGGUGUGGAUGGUACCUGAGAAUGUGGACAUCUCUGUGACCCUAUACAGGGACCCACACAUGGACCAGUACGAGGCCAAAGAGUGGACGUUUGUUAUUGAGAAUGAGUCCAAGGGGCAGCGGAAGGUGCUGGCCACGGCCGAGGUGGACCUGGCCCGCCAUGCGGGGCCUGUGCCUGCCCAAGCCCCACUGCGGCUGCGGCUGAAGCCCAAGUCGGUGAAGGUGGUGCAGGCCGAGCUGAGCCUCACUCUCUCUGGGGUGCUGCUGCGGGAGGGCCGCGCCACGGACGAUGACAUGCAGAGUCUUGCGAGCCUCAUGAGCAUGAAGCCUUGUGACGUGGGCAACUUGGAAGACUUUGCUGAGAGUGAUGAGGAGGAGGCUAAUGGUCCAGGGGGCCCGGAGGCGCGGGCUCGUGUCCUCCAGCCAGGCCCGGGCAGUUCCCUGAGGCUGGGGCGUUUCCCAGAUACUUCUCGGGAGCUGAAGACACUCUGUGAGGAGGAGGAAGAGGGCCGAUCUCGGCCCCGGCAGGCAGCUGCCAGCCCUUCUAGCGCCGAGGAUACCAGCCCAGCCCCUGUGAGUGCCCCUGCGCCCCCAGCCAGGGCCUGCCGGGGCCAGGGGUCAGAACCAGCUCCUGUAGCAGGGGGCCAGGUGGGGCCCAAGGCCCCAAGGCCCCCCGGAACCCCACCAGAGACAAGGUCCUCAAGACAGCCAGGCCAGGACGCGGCCCCCAGCCCGGCCCCUCGGCUCCGGAAAGGCUCUGAUGCCCCCUGGCCCCCACUCCCCCAAGGGGGAGAUGAGGCCCCCAGCGCCUCAGGGGCUCCCCCAGCAGGCGUGAAUUCUGCUGUGGAGACCCAGGCCUGGGCAAGCCCUCAGAAAGGGACAGCAGCCCAGGGAACCGGGCUGGGCCCAGGCAUUGAGGACAGAGAUUCCAGCAACUCUUUGGAAGGGCAGAAACCCAAGGUUGAGGAGGGGAACAUUGGCGACAGGCCAGAGGCUAGUGGGGUGGACACUGAACAUGGGUCAGGAGUCAGAGAGGUGAACAGUAGGAGGUCAGAGGUCAGAGCUGGGGAGGCUGAAGAGAGUUUAGAAGUUGGUCAGGUGGAUGCUGAGCAGAGGUCAAAGGUGAGACAUGUGGACACUAAGGGACCAGAGGCUACAGGGGUGACAUCUGAGGCAAGAUUCAAGGGAACUCCUGAGGCUCCUCCAAGGGGCUCUCAGGGGAGGACAGGGGUCAGGACCAGGGAAGAGGCUCCCACCAUCCUGAGCCCACCCCCAGCAGAGCCGGCAGGGCAAUCCAGGCAUCUCAGUGACCUCAAGGGGGCCAGGGCUGCUGCGGGCCAGGAGAGCGAGGGUGCAGAGGUGAGGGGUGGAGCCCCUGGUGUUGGGGGGACAGGCCUGGAGCAGGGCCCCUCUGCUGGAGCAGCAAGCGCCGGGCCCCAGGUGAGCCAGUACCAGGGGGCUCCACCAGCAGCUGACCAGGGGGUGAUGUCCAGGGAUAUGAGGGUCUGGGAAGUAGAAACUGGGGAUUUGAGGGUCCUGGGAAUAGAAACUGGGGUGACAGAGUCAGAGUUAUUGGGGACCCGGGAGACAGAAGUGGGUGGGUCAGAGUUCCCCGAGAUAGAGACUGAGACAGCAGAAGUGCAGAUACUGGGGACCCAGGAGACAGAGGCAGUGAGGUCAGGGGUCCUGGAGUCAGAGGCUGCUGAGAUGGCAGAGUCUGAGGAACUAGGGACCCAGAAAACAGAAGUAAGGGUUUUAGACGCCCCAGGGGCAGAGGCCGGGAUGGCAGAGUGUGAGGUACUGGGGACCCAGGAAACAGAGGCUGUGGGUACAGGAGUUCUGGGGACGAAGACCAGGAUGUCAGAGAUUGAGAUACUAGGCAUCCAGGAGAUAUCUGGGGGUUCACGGGUACUGAAGAUAGAAGCUGAGAUAGCAGAAUCUGAAAUAUUGGGGGCUCAGGAGACAGAGGUGGGAUGUUCAGGGGUCUCAGAGAUAAAAUCUAAGAUAACAGGGAUGCAGGAGACAGAGUUAGGGGGUUCUGAGGUCCCAGGGAUCGAGACUGAGACAGCAGAAGCUGAGAUACUGGAGACCCAGGAGAUGGCAGCUGGGGGUUCACGGGUCCCAGGGAUGGAGACUGAGACACUGGGGACCCAGGAGACAGAGGUAGGGGGUUCAGGGGCCCCAGGGACAGAGACUGAGACAUUGGGGACCCAGGAGACAGAGGUGGAAGAUUCACAGUUCUCAGGGCCAGAGGCUAGAAUGGCAAAGGCUCAGGGUCUGGGGACUCAACAGACAGAAACUACAGUUUUAGAGGCUGAGAAGGCAAAGGCUAAGACUUCUGGGGUCCAGAAGGCAGAGACUGGACUCUGGGAGACCCUCAAAUAUGAGGCUUUAGGGGCCCCCGUCAUAAAUCAUGGAAUUUUAGGGUCCCAGGGAACAGAGGCAGAAACUACAGUUUUGAGGGGCCAGGAGAUGGAGGCUGGGAUUUCGGGGGUUUCAGAGGCCAUGUCUUGGGUUUGGGGGGCCGAGGAAGCAGAGAUGGAGGUUUCAGGGGCUUCAGAGAACCAAUCUGGUAUUUUUGAGGCCCAGGAAGCAGAGGCUGGGGUCUCAGGAACCGAGAAGGGAAAAGAAGCUGAGGGAAACCUCCCAGAGGCCAGCCUGAUGGAGGCGCAGGUGGCCAGUGGGGCAGGGGCUGGGGUGCCCAGGCCCUCGGGGGCCUCUUCCCCAGAGGAGCCUGAAGAGGACAGGAGGCUGCCGGGCGGCCAGGCACUACCCGCCCCGGUCAGCUUCAGUCAGUCCCUGCUGGAGUGGUGCCAGGAAGUCACCGCCGGCUACCGUGGCGUCCGCAUCACCAACUUCACAACAUCCUGGCGCAACGGCUUGGCCUUCUGUGCCAUCCUGCACCGAUUCUACCCGAACAAGAUCGACUUUGCCUCCCUGGACCCACUCAACAUCAAACAGAACAACAAGCAGGCCUUUGAUGGCUUCGCGGCCCUGGGCGUGUCGCGGCUUCUGGAGCCGGCGGACAUGGUGCUGCUGUCGGUGCCCGACAAGCUCAUCGUCAUGACGUACCUGUGCCAGAUCCGCGCCUUCUGCACGGGGCAGGAGCUGCAGCUGGUGCAGCUGGAGGGCGGUGGCGGCGCCGGCACGUACCGCGUGGCCAGCGCCCAGUCGAGCCCGCCCGACGAACUGGACGCCAGCGGCCUGGCGCAGCGACUGCGCGAGCACCGGGCCGAGGCGUCCCAGGAGCCCCAGGAGGCCGCGACCCGCGCGGACGGGACGGCCCCCGAGGCGGCCUCCAAGGACCGCGGGGCCGAGGCCGUCCAGGAGGCGCGCUCCGCGGAGGCCCCGGCCGACGGCCCCGAAGCCCGGGCGUCCGUGCCCCCGACAGAGGGGCUGGUGAACGGGAUGGAGGCGCCGGGCGCCGCGGGCGGCGUAAGGCUGCGGCGGCCGUCGGUCAACGCGGAGGCUGGGCCCGUGCCCCCGCCCCGAGCGCACGGCUCCUUCUCCCACGUGCGCGACGCUGACCUGCUGAAGAAGAGACGCUCGCGGCUGCGGAACAGCAGCUCCUUCUCGGGGGACGACCCGGACGCGGGAGCUGCCGGAGCGGCGGCGGAAGUCGUGAGCCCUGACCCCAGCCCUGCCCCACAGCAGGCCCCUGGUGGGACUCCCCCAUCGGAGGAGCUACCCCCAAGCCCAGCGGAGGAGGCCGGGCUGCAACGGUUCCAGGACACAAGUCAGUAUGUGUGCGCAGAGCUACAGGCCCUGGAGCAGGAACAGAGGCAGAUAGAUGGGCGGGCGGCCGAGGUGGAGACGCAGCUGAGGAGCCUCAUGGAAUCAGGUGCCAACAGGCUGCAGGAGGAGGUACUGAUCCAGGAGUGGUUCACACUGGUCAACAAGAAGAACGCUCUCAUCCGGAGGCAGGACCAGCUGCAGCUGCUCAUCGAAGAGCAGGACUUGGAGCGGAGGUUCGAGCUGCUGAGCCGGGAGCUACGGGCCAUGUUGGCCAUUGAAGACUGGCUGAAAACGGCCGCGCAGCAGCACCGGGAGCAGCUCCUGCUGGAGGAGCUGGUGUCGCUGGUGAACCAGCGCGACGAGCUGGUCCGGAACCUGGACCAGAAGGAGCGGACCGCCCUGGAGGAGGACGAGCGCCUGGAGCGCGGCCUGGAGCAGCGGCGCCGCAAGCUGAGCCGGCAGCUGAGCCGGCACGAAUUCUGUGUGCUGAGCUGAGGCCGCGAGGGCCCAGACGUCUUCGCCCCUCCCGGUCCGUCCAGACCGCAGCUUUUCUCCCCGUCGCGCCCGGUCGCUGCUUCGGGCCUGCGCUCCGGAGGACCGGACCCUCCCAGAUGCCGCGCGUGGCCAGUAGGGGCCGUCGUCACCCUUUACCAGGAGGGGACGCGCGGCCCUUCAGGCCCCGACGGACAGGGGCGGCUGGGCGGCCGCGCCGCCCGGGCGUAUUUAUUAGUCCGUGUGAGUGUGUGUGCGUGUGUUCGUGGUGGGCUGGGGGGGUCCCAGGCGCGCCCCCCAGAACCCCUCCCCGAGGGCAGGACCCGGCCGGCCAGCCCCGAGGGAGAGGGACGGCUCGUGAACUGCCGCGCCCGCGCCCUCCCCCCUCUUCCGGUUCCUCGCGAGCAAUAAAGUUAGAAAAGGCCAA
Balaenoptera ricei (Rice's whale) is the source of this 5155-nucleotide messenger RNA. It is a transcript of the gene EHBP1L1, whose product is annotated as EH domain binding protein 1 like 1. The transcript has 20 exons. Gene Ontology annotation, molecular function: protein binding. The record is from RefSeq and is a predicted model, not a curated record. The coding region runs from base 295 to 4731 and encodes 1478 amino acids. Lineage: Eukaryota; Metazoa; Chordata; Mammalia; Artiodactyla; Balaenopteridae.